This is a messenger RNA of Vitis vinifera (wine grape), 1391 nucleotides long. Its product is annotated as triacylglycerol lipase 1. NCBI's taxonomy places the organism in Eukaryota, Viridiplantae, Streptophyta, Magnoliopsida, Vitales, Vitaceae. Bases 139 to 1374 code for a protein of 411 amino acids. The transcript has 9 exons. Gene Ontology annotation, molecular function: hydrolase activity, acting on ester bonds. The record is from RefSeq and is a predicted model, not a curated record. Gene Ontology annotation, biological process: lipid metabolic process.
AACGCUGUCAUGACAGUCAAGAGGGUAAUCGAUACGCUGUGAGAGCGCGUCAUAUUCACUCUUCGCCUGCCACCGGAAAAAAGAUAAAUAAAAGCCCUUGGAUUGAGUCUCAUCACACCGCUAGCAGCCUUAUCGGAGAUGGAGAGGUCUGCGCCGGUCAUGUCUCUGUUAAUCUGCUUUUUCGUCUUGCACUCCGCCGGAGAAGUCGCCGGCGUCUUAACCGGCGGUUCCAAUGUGAGCCGCCCCUUACCGGUGCAGAGCCUCUGUGCUCAGCUUAUUCAACCCUCCGGUUAUCCUUGUUCCGAACACGCGGUUCAAACCAAGGAUGGAUAUUUGUUGGCUCUUCAACGUGUUUCGUCUCCCACUGUGAAUUUAGGAUCUCAACCUGGUCCUCCUGUUCUGCUUCUACACGGUCUCUUUAUGGCUGGUGAUGCAUGGUUUUUGGACAACACAGAGCAGUCAUUAGGCUUCAUCCUUGCAGAUCAUGGUUUUGAUGUAUGGGUUGGAAAUGUGCGUGGGACACGCUGGAGUCAUGGGCACGUCACUUUAUCAGAGAAAAACAAGGAAUUUUGGGAUUGGAGUUGGCAGGAAUUGGCACUGUAUGAUCUUGCAGAAAUGAUCCAUUAUAUAUAUACCAUGACAAACACCAAAACCUUUGUUGUUGGACACUCACAGGGGACAAUCAUGGCUUUGGCUGCUUUCACUCAGCCUGAGAUAGUGGAAAUGGUUGAAGCUGCAGCUCUUCUUUGUCCCAUAUCAUAUCUAGAGCAUGUCAGUGCUCAAUUUGUACUUAGAAUGGUCAACAUGCAUCUUGAUCAGAUGAUUCUUGCUAUGGGUAUCCAUCAACUUAAUUUUAGAAGCAAUGUGGGAGUUUACCUUUUAAAUUCUGUAUGUGAAGGCCAUUUUGACUGCAAUGACUUGCUAAGUUCAAUCACAGGGGAAAACUGCUGCUUUAACAACUCACGCAUUGACUACUAUCUUGGAUAUGAGCCUCAUCCAUCAUCCUCAAAAAAUCUCCACCAUCUGUUUCAAAUGAUCCGAGCUGGAACUUUUGCAAAGUAUGACUAUGGAAUCUGGAGAAAUCUCAAGCACUAUGGUCAGGUCAAUCCACCAAGAUUUGAUCUUAAUAGCAUACCCAAGUCAUUGCCGAUAUGGAUGGGUUAUGGGGGCAGUGAUGCCUUGGCAGAUUUGACUGAUUUCAAUCACACACUCACGGAGUUGCCAUCCGAACCAGAAUUGCUUUAUCUUGAGAACUAUGGUCACAUAGACUUCCUUUUGAGUGUAAAUGCAAAGGAAGAUGUUUACGAUAACAUGAUCAGGUUUUUUAGGUCACGAGGAAAGUCUAGUUGUUCAGCUGGUUUGUGCAAUAUAUGAUAGUUAUGAUUCAUGGA